UGCACCAACGUUGUCAUCCUUUCCAAGCCUUUUUCCCGCUGCCCCGCACAGUAAGCGCAGUGUCGCGUCAAACCUCUAACUGAGUACGUCGGACGUCUGAGUACUGGUCGCCGCCCGUCAUCAGUCGCCGUACCGCGCAGCCACGUAAUCUCUUACCUUAUUAGUUUUUAGUAGUCGUUAGUAGGACAUCCAAUGGUUACGACUUAAUAUUAAACUACCCACAUUUGAAUAACAUAUAUUUAUAUUCAUACACACAUACACACACAACUAUCUCGUGCUACGAAAUAAAAGAAAAAACUAAACAGAUUCUCCACGCGUGUAUUUGUCAUUUGAAAAAAAAGUUAUGUCACAUUGUAAAAGCUAACCUUCCUAAGUCUAUUAAUCCUCCGAUAUUACUGUCAUUACAAAAAAGUAUAUUUUCCUUGUCACCGUAGACAGGGAGAGGAUAACUGUCUGAAGGAUUAACGUUGCGUACACGCGGCCCUUCCACCCUCUCUCGCGAUUAUAUAGACAACCGCGCGCACGUCGUGCCGUGCUUGACUGCAACCUCCAAAAAAUCAUGAACAGUUGUGCAUUGAAAAAAAGCUUUUGAUGUUAUCUUGAAAAUAAUUGGAAAAAAAAAACAGUAGUCAGGGAGAACAGUUAGAAGAACGGAGUGACAACUUCUAAAAGCACGUUCUCGAGUUAUAUUUAUUGUAAUAUAUUUACAGUGUGAACUCUAUUAUAUAUAUUACGAAUUCAUCUAUGGAAAGUCUUUCUUUAUAGUGUAUAGGUAUAUUUAUAUCUAAGCACUGAUGAUAUUAAUAUUAUAAAUAAAGAUUUAACCUCGUGUGGCUUGUUUGCAUAUAAGAGAUAAAAAAAAAAAAGUAUUAAUAUAUCUAGAGAAGACUUGAAGAAGCCAAUUAACAUGGAGCCACAGGGUCAAGAGAUUGUUGCCAGUGGAUCGAUGGCAGAGGUCCCCAACGAUCCAGGGAAAAUGUUCAUCGGUGGUCUAUCAUGGCAGACGAGUCCAGAAAGCCUCAGAGAAUAUUUUUCCAAUUUCGGAGAUAUCACAGAAGUCAUGGUCAUGAAAGAUCCCACAACGCGACGAUCAAGAGGAUUCGGUUUCAUUACAUUUGCUGAUCCAGCAAGUGUGGACAAAGUGUUAUCACAUGGCAACCAUGAGCUAGACGGAAAAAAGAUUGACCCUAAAGUAGCCUUUCCUAGGAGGACUCAUCCAAAGAUGGUGACAAGGACUAAAAAGAUUUUUGUCGGUGGCCUAUCAGCACCAACGACGCUCGAAGAUGUGAAAAAUUAUUUUGAACAGUUCGGCCCGAUUGAAGAUGCUAUGCUUAUGUUCGAUAAACAAACCAGCAGACACAGAGGUUUCGGCUUUGUGACAUUUCAAAGUGAAGAUGUAGUUGACAAAGUCUGUGAAAUUCACUUUCAUGAAAUUAACAACAAAAUGGUCGAAUGCAAAAAAGCGCAACCAAAAGAAGUGAUGCUCCCGGCAAAUUUGGCAAAGACGCGAGCAGCUGGCCGAGGUGCAUACGAUUUUAUGUGGUCUCUGGGAGCAUUACCUGAUGGUGAGUCAAAUACAUUUAUCCACAUCAACGGUUUUCCAGCAGCAUAUGCAGCAUACGCCGCGGGUCGUGGGUAUUCUGGAUAUCCCAGUUUCGGACUACCCUAUCCAGCAGUGGACAUCACCAAUGGACAACUUACACCUAACAACAACACGCCUCUGCUUACGCAAGCUCUUUCUGUGAUGAGCAACUACCAAGCUGCACAAGCAGGGUUUCCACCUGCCUCUCCACACGGUGCUGGUGGUCAUAGUGGUCCACAACGUUCGUUUCCAGCUGCUAACUCACCUGGACCAAUUGAUAUGUACAGUUCAAGUGCAGCGGCUGUCGCAGCAGCCGCAGCAGCCGACUCCGCAGUAGCUAGCUACGUACAGGCAGCAGCCAGUCCACAACCGCCGAAUACCGGAUUCCCCGCCAUCGCCGUAUCCCGUGCCCCGCUGAACUACAGUCCUGGUCCUUUGAUACCAGCAGCGUUUACGAAUGGAUACCAUUGAGUUUUGUUCCGAUGAGAAAGAUGGACGAAAAGGCAAAGAGUAGUACAACUAACGAGCAGCACGAAUAACUACAAGAUAAGAGGCGAUCUCAUUAAUUUAACCAGUGGUUGUCUGCAGUAUGACUAAAAUAAGAAAUGAGUCAUCAAAAUUUAUAAAAUAUUAUACAAGAUUAUAUUAUUUCAUAUUAUAUUCUAUAUAAAUAUAGUCAUAUAUUAUAAAUGAUUGAUGCGUGGGAAACGAAAUAUUUAAUAUGAAAAUCAGAUAGGUGUCAUAAUAGAUAAUGACGAUGGUAGAUCAUCUAUUAUUACUUUGAAAAACUUCCAACAGUCACAUAAGUGAAGUAGUCUAGCAUAGUAAAAUUGACGUAGAAAAAUAAAGAAUAUUAGGAAUCUCAAUGAGAAACAAUUUAGGAUAACUACGAAAAUUUUUCAUUGAAGAAGAAAUGGAAACUCAAUUUUAUAGUAAAAACAAAUGUAGAGAAAAUUAUGAUGAAAUAAAAAAAUAAUGAUUUCCUCUAAUUGCACCUAGAUGCUGGAGAAAAAUAAUUAUUUUAAGACUAAGCAAUAAAAAAACACCAUUUUGAAAUACAACUGAGAGGAGACCCACAAGAUGAGUCAGUAGCAAGACAACAAAGAAAAAGAAAUACAAAUAAAAUGAAUUCAAACUGAAUAAAAAUAAAUAAAUGAAUGAAUUAAUCAAUGCAUAUAUGAAUAAAUGAAUAAAAAAGUAAAUAAAUAAAUAGAUGAAUUAAUAAAUAUAUAAAUAAAUAAAAGAAUGAAUAAUAAAAAGAAUAUAUAAAUAUAAUAAUAAACAAAUAAAUAAAUGAAUAAAUAAAUAAAUAAAUAAAUAAAUGAAUAAAUAAAUAAAUAAAUAAAUAAAUGAAUAAAUAAAUAAAUAAAUAAAUGAAUCAAUAAAUGAAUAAAUAAAUACACAAAUAAAUAAAUGAAUAAAUAGAUAUAUAAAUAAAAAAAUAAACAGAUAAAUAAAUAAAUAAAUGAGUAAGUAAGUAAAUAAAUAAAUAAAUAAAUUGAUCAAAGAAUAAUUAAAAGAAUAAAUGAAUAAAUAAAAAAAUAGAUAUAUAAAUAAAUAAACAAAUGAAUAAAUAAAUAAAUAAAUAAAUAAACGAAUAAAUAAAUAAAUAAAUAAAUAAAUAAAUAAGUGGAUAAAUAAAUGAAUUACUAAAUAAAUCAUUAAAUUAAUUAAUCAAUCAAAUCAAUAAAUAAAUAUUUGAUAAAUAAACAAAUCGAAUGAAUAUAUGAAUGAAUAAUUAAAUAUGUAGAGCCUAGUGUUGAAGAAUGACUUGAUAAUGAAGAAUAAAAAAAAUGUGUAGUCAGCUCGGGUAUUAUCAUUUUCAUUUUUAUUACGUGACUUUUUCAAUAUAUUUUGCCAAAUCAACCUUUAAUAAAACAAAUGAAAUAACUUGAAAAACAAGGCAGUGCAGUACGAGAAAUAAUUCAUACUUUUAACUAUUAAUGACAGUAAAAAAAAAAAGUGAAUUCAACUAAAUUCAUGAUGGAACUGAUAUUUAUAGGGUUGUAUUACAUCUUCCUCAACUUGAUACUGAAACUAGUAUUUACGAAAAUGAGCAGCAGCAGACGUUAUUUAUCUUAAUUUUUCAUUUUUUAUCAGUUGUCUCACAAUGAUUCAAUUUUUUAUAUUUCGUUGAUAAUAAAGGUUUUAUGUAUCCCCAUGCUUAGAGUAAUUAGUGAAGUUAAAAACAGAUCAAUGGAGGCUGAUACCAUUGGAGUCGUCUCAAAAGAGAUCAAAUUGGUAAAUAACAUUCUCAGUGCUUUUCUAAAAGAAUUCAAUAUUAGUAAGAUAGUUAGCUGGCAUUAUAGGCGUCCGUUCAAAAACCUCUAGUUCGUUACCGAUUUCCAAGAUGUCUCAUUUCAAGUUUCAAGAAAAAUGAAGUAUCCUUAUCCCAGAUGAACAAGAAUAAUUGUUGAUUUUAUGACUAACACACUAUCUUUAGCUUAUAAAGAAAGGAAAUGAUUGUAGGAGUCUUAUUCACAUUCAAUUAAUUGUUAUAUAUUAGGUUAUGAAUCAAUCAACAAGACAUAAAAUAAUAAAAAUUGCUAACAUAGUGAUAACUUAGAAAUCUUGAACUUCUACUAUUUUAAAGUAGUUGUUACCGAAUGAUAAUGCUUCUAAACUUGCCAUAUAGCUACAAAACAUAGCAAUGACUCAAUAACAAGAGUUAUACUUUUUAGUUUUUUAAGCAAUUCGAAAGUUGUAUAAAAAAAGGACUAAAAUAAAAAAUUUAGAAUAGUAUUUAAUUCAAUAAUAUUUAUUUUUCGUUGACAGUAUUGAUCAUUUAUCAUUAUUUCCUACUGCGUAUCAGUAGAAUAAAGAAUUUAGUAUUAAUUUUUUUUUUUCAAAUAUGAUGAUUAUAAUAAAACCAGUUAUAUUAUAUAAAAACGAUGUGGGCGUUUGAAGACAAAGAGCCAGCAGCCAUUUUGUGUUCGACUUAUUAUGAAAUCAAAAAAAAAAAUAACGAUUGAAAAAAAAUGACAAGUAGAAAACUUGGCUAGGAUGUUCAACUUUCUGGUAAAUGGUGUCAAUUUACAGUAACGAUAGCAAUACUACGAAAUAUCAUAUGUUAAAAUUAUUAUAACAAAAAUACAUUAAGCAUUCGAAUAACGUAUUAACGAAAUAAAAUAAAAAAAGGUUAAACAAUAUAAAUAGUAAUUAUCAUUGCAAUAUAUAAUUGAUUAAAGUGAUUGAUUUUGAUUGGUUCGCAAAUAUAAUGAAAAAUAUAUUUUAUUGUAAGAAAAAACUUUAGAAUCUUCGUUGACUGAUUUCGAGCAAACACAUUGAGACUCAAAAUAAACGGAAAACGAUUUAAUAAAUUAAAGGUAAUAAGAAUAAAAGAAAGUCUAAUCCACAGCAAAUAGGUAAAGUAACCAAUACAAAUGUCAUAGCUUGCAUAUGUCUGCAUGAUUUAAUUUUCUUACUUUCUUAUAAAAUCAUAAAACAUGAAUUCAAGUAGUAAACUUGAAUUCUGAUUGCUUCAAAUAGUUAAAUGGAAUAAUGAACUCCCGAAAAUGAUUAAUAAAAUGAGUUUUUUUUUAUUGAAUAGCAUAAAACAUGCAUAAAAAUUGAAUUCAUCAGAAGAACAUAUGUGCAUGGGCCAUUUUACGUUACUUCAGAUAGUCUUGAUUCUGAGUGGCACUGAAUUAAUUCCUAAUUUCCUUCUUACUUAUACUCGGCGGUAAAACUCCACACCUUUUUUUUAACGAAUAAUCUUGAUUUUGAAGGUUCCGUAGAACGAUUAUAUUUUCGUUUUUCACGAGACUUUUUGUUCUUUUGCAAUAUUUAUCAAAUUGCUUGAUCAAAUCGGCUUUUGAGAUGGUCAUUUUGAUUUUUUUUUUUUUUUUUAAACGAUGGAACUUUUUGUUCAAAUAUAUGGGCCUUAAGAAAUUUUUCAUUUUCAUUUUAGAGCUAGGACCACAACCGAAAACUAAUGUACUAUGUUGACUAAGGUUUCGAGUUUCGUUGUUUUGAAAUAUUUUUCGAACCGACGAACCCAAUGGGUCAACAUUAAAUCAUAUUGACUUUUUUUUUUCCCAAAAACAAUCGUUAUAAUUUUCUUUCAUUUGUAAACCUUGUUGGAUUUAAUAUUAACAUUUUUUCACAGGGUCUAAUGGUUCAUAAUAGCCAAUCAAAUCGGCUGAGGUUUUAAUCAACGACGCUUUAUUAGUAGACAUGACGAUAUUUUUAUUUUUAUUCAUAAUAACGAACGCAAGUUGACAAAAGAAGAUUUUUAUUCUACUUGAAUUUACUCUAUGCUAGAACCUUACGUACAAAUUUUUUAUUGUUAUAUACAGAGCCGGGAAGUUCGUCUGUUAUUUCAGUUUGCCGUAAAUACCAUGGCAACAUGAUGAAAUAUAGUUUUUAAAAAAGACGAUCUGAACCUCGUACAUGGAAAAAACGGCCUCAAAAAAUAGCUUUAUUUUUUUUUGGCCUCUUGAAAAUGGCCUUUUAAAAUAGCCUCAUAUUUUUGGCCUCUUAAAAAUGGCCUUAUAUUUUUGGCCUUUUUAAAUGGCUUUAUGUUUUCGGCCUCUUCAAAAGGGACUUUUUUAAACUAAAAACGAAGCCAUUUUUAAACUAAAUGUAUAUAUAAUAUAUCUAAUAUAUUAAGAAUUAAAUAUAUUUAAAUAAAUAAUUUUUUAAACCAAAAAAAUAAGGCCAUUUUUAAAAGGCCAAAAACAUAUGGCCAUUUAAAAAGGCCAAAAAUAUAAGGCCAUUUUUAAGAGGCCAAAAAAAAUUAGGCCAUUUUUCUAUGUACUAGGUUCAGAUCGUCUUUUUUUUUAACUAUAUUUCACCAUGUUGCCAUGGUAUUUACUGCAAACUGAAAUAACAGACGAACUUUCCGGCUCUGGUUAUAUAUAAAAAUAAUUGUGGCAAAUGGCUUAGUAGUUAAUGAAUAUGAAAAUACAAUUUAUUUAGUUUCAUCAUUUUCUUUCACAUUUGCCAAAUGUAUUUUAAUUUAUUAUGGCAUUCAACACAAUUAUUUUGAUUCAUUUUGGCAAUUAAGCUGAAGACUUAAUUGAGAUUACUAAUUGAUGAACAUUUAUUUAUUUAACAAAUAAAUUACAUGCAUUCUAUUUGAUAUAAAAAUAAAAUACUAAUGAAGAGCAGUAGUUAAGGAAGAGAUCAAGCUAGGGGGAAUCGAUGUAGCUUACCAUUUCUAUUUUUCGGCUACGUUAAUUCCUUAGCUACAUUUUUUGAAACUACUGCUUGUUUUUAGACAUUUCAAUUUAUAAAAAUAAAUCAUAUGUAUUUUAUUUGAUAAAUAAAUAAAUGUGGAAGGUAAAGUACAAAGUCUUACCUUAGACUUUUAUUCAUUUAACAAAUAAAAUACAUGCAAUUUAUUUUAAUUCAUUGAUUUCCGUCACAGAUUUGUCUACCCUCAAAAAAAUGUAAACCGAUUAUGUACUACAUCAUCUAGUUAAACUUACAACUUCCGUUAGUAAUUGAAGUUUUUACAACCACAAAAGUAUUGAAUACAAUACUUACAAGCUUGCUGACUAUCAAGAAAACAAUGUUGAAGGAUGUUUUUAUCGAGAAGAACUGAGUCCAGUACGCUAUCGAGAUAUAGAUCUCGUCGAAAAAAUUUUAACAUAACGUAAGAAUAAGGUACAUGUAAGAUGGUAAAGUUUUGAUUCUGAACAUGAUACAUGGGAAAAUGAAUCAGAAUUAUAAAUAAUUAUACUUACAAUGUAUAAAGGUAUGAGAAUUUGUUAAUAAAAAAUUAUGACAAAAUGAAUUUUUCAAAUGUAAUUUAUCUAUUGAAUAUUGUGUAUAGGCUUAGACCAAUUUUCUAAUAAUACAACUUGAUUAUUUUCUCCAAUACAUUGCAAUGUUGAAACUUAUUUUUUAAUACUAUCCUUUAAUUCAAGGAAUUUUUUUUAUUACAAAAAUAAUAUUCAGCAUCUUUUUGGUAAGAAAACAGUAUAUUUAUUAUUUAUUUCGACUAGUCUUGCACCGGACUUUCUUUCACAGUAACUUUGAAUUUUUGUCACAACAUCUUUUGUCAAAUCUUUCAAUAAUUUAUAUUCUCUCGAAAGUCACUUAGUCUUGGUGUUUAUCAGUUUUAUGUAGCCAUAAAUCCACUGUAUUCAUUAUGAAUCUUCUGUAGAGCUGUUACUUUGUACUUUCUCUUAAACUUUAACUCAGACAUUUUUUUAAGAUCCAAUUUGCUCUCCAUUUCAGCAACGUUAUUAUUAGAUUGCGUUCUUACUUUUCCUUACAGUCUUGAUUUUCGAAUGAUAAAAUUUCACAAAAACUUCUCGUUUAUAUAGGAUAAUUACAAUAGAAUAGUGAAGAAGUACCCAUUUAAAUGACACGUAUUUAGAGUCAGCGAAUUCCCACGUGCAUAUCAAUUUUUUGCAAAUAGAAUUUAUUUUUCAUUAUAAACAAUUAAAUACUACUACAACAUUUUAUUAGUUUUUAAUUGAAAAUUACACGUAUUGAGCGUCAGAAAGUUUUUACCAAAAUUGAAUUUUGAAUAUAUUCAUACAUAAGACAUAAGCCAUGGGACAUGGGACAUGAAGCAUGAGUCAUAAGACAUGAAACAUGGGACAUGGCACUUGGAAAUUCAUACAUUCAAAUGAUAUAUUCAAACUUCUUUAUCAUCUCUGUUUUACCGACAGGGUUCCGGUCCUCCGUCUCCUCCGAUCUACCUUUCCUCUGACCGCCCGCUGGUCCAGAACUCUGGUUGUUAGACUACUGGCUCUGUCUAAAACUGCAUUCUCAAUUUCUUUUCUGUAUUUUGUUUGGAAUAUUUUCACCGUAUAAAAAAACGUCAAUGAACAGUGAUUCUGACGAACACUGUACAAACUUGACGCUUUUUCAGCUUAAAGAAACUGAUUUUUAUUUUUUUUUAGGGAAUUUCAAUUUCCUAUUGUUUUCGCUUUUCGUCUGGACCCCCCCCCCCCCCGAAAAUUUUCUAAGUACCUUAAUCUAAAUACGAUAAAUAUGGGGAACAUCAUUAAAUAUGAGGAAAAUAUAGAAAAAUCACUGAAUAUAAAGAAAAAAACGAUAAAUAUGGGAUAAUAUCAGUGAAUAUGAACGAAAAGCUACUGAAUAUAAAGAAAAAACUGAUAAAUAUGGAAAAAUAUCAGUAAAUAUGAAGAAAAAGUCGCUGUAUAUAAAGAAAAACCGAUAAAUAUAGAAAAAUAUCAGUAAAUCUAAAGAAAAAAGCGCUGAAUAUAAAGACAACUUUGAUAAUUAUGAGAAAAUAUCAGGAAAAUAUGAGUAAAUAUCAAUGAAAACUUACUGAAUACAAAGAAAAAUAGGAUAAAUAUGGGAAAUAUCAGUAAAUAUUUAGUGAAAAUCACGGAAUAUGAAGAAAAAUAUGAUACAUAUGGGAAAAUAUCAGUAAAUAUAAAGGAAAAUGUAGACAAAAAUAGAAAAAUAUCAAAGAAGAUCAGGGAAUAUAAAGAAAAAACGAUAAAUAUGGGAUCAGUAAAUAUAAAAGAAAAUGUAGAAAAAAAUAGGUUAAUAACAAAGAAAAAUCAGUAAAUAUAAGAAAAAUUACGAUAAAUAUAGGAACAUAUUAAUUAACUUCUCCUCCUCCCCCCCCCCUUCAAUCAUAGUAGAUCCCUCGAAAGUGUCUUAAUUAAUCUAAACACGAUGAAAUGGGAAAAUAUCGGGGAAACAUCAGUAAACAUAAAGGAAAAUAUAGAAAAAUAUAGCAAAGUAUUAUGGAAAAAUCACUGAAUAUAACGAAAAAUAUUAUAAAUAUGGAAAAAUAUGAAAAAAAACCACUGAAUAUAUAAAAAAAAAUAUGAUUUCAAUUAUGUUACCCUCUCUUAAUAUGCGAAUGGAAAUCUAAGAGAAAUUAUCAAAUAAAUCACAAAAAAAAACAAAAAAAUGAAAUGACAAGUUUAAAAAAAAACAGAAGAAAAUAAUACAAUAUAUGUGACCUAAGAUAUAAUAAUGUGGAGAAUAAUCAGAAUCCAUUUUAGUCAAAUUAAAAACAACAUAUAAUAACCAAAAAUUAAUGACAUAAAAAUAAAAACAAAAUUAAUGCAACAACAUCACAUCAUCAAUAGAAAAAAAAAAAACAUCUAUCAUUUUUAACCAAUUUAAGAACAGAUACAACGAAAUUUUUGAAAUCAUAAGCCAAUAAAAUCGAAAUGGGUAAAAGAAAACAAGAUGGGAACAAUCCAAAAAUGAAGAAAAAAAAUAAAACUGAGUGAUAAAAACACAAAAAAAAAUACAUUGAUAAAUAAGAAAAUUAAAAAAAUAACAGAUUUAAAAUUAAACACAAUAUGGUAAGUCAAAAAUUAGAAAUGAAUAUAAAUGACGUAAAAAAUUAAAUCAAAAAUUCAAUACAGUGAUACAAUUCGAGCACGAAUUAUAAAUAAAAGUGAAAUAAAGGAAUGGAAAAACGAACGAGGAACUGGUAAAAAAUUUACGAUGGAUGUAUGUGAUGAGAGUGACAAAAUAAGAUGUAUUUUUUUUUUGGAGAAGCUGCAAAUGAAGAUCAUGGAUUGAUUGAGGUACCGUUAUCAAUAAAAUGUACAAAGCGAAAAGGAAAAUUAUUAACAUAUGAU
Molecule: messenger RNA, 10116 nt
Organism: Aphidius gifuensis
Lineage: Eukaryota; Metazoa; Arthropoda; Insecta; Hymenoptera; Braconidae
Gene: Rbp6
Product: RNA-binding protein Musashi homolog Rbp6
Exons: 15
Coding region: 908-2053 (381 amino acids)
Cellular component (GO): cytoplasm
Molecular function (GO): RNA binding
Source: RefSeq, a predicted model, not a curated record